CAUGAGCGUAGCACCUUCAGGCCAAAUAAAUUGGAGCGGACGGAGAGGGAGUUGUCUGUGUUCUUGACAUGCUUGGUUCCCAUAAGAUACCUGUACGUAUGUAAUGUGGUGGUCGCCUUGAUUCGAACCCGGAUUUACCGUCAAAGUUUCACUGUUGAACUUGAAGUCCGCGAGCGACAUCGAGUCGCGUCGGGCUUGGCAGCGGAACUGCUCUGGGUUCGUCAACCUGAGGUACAUUUUCCGAACCCAACAUUCACCGACGCGUUCAUUUGCUCUUUCCACUUUACUACCGCUUCGUGAGAUGGUGGUUUGUCCGUUGUGCGACGAAGAAUUAUGCAGUGGCCUUUAUGAGUAAAGUUAAGCGACCACCUUGUCAUCUCACCAACCCAGAAAGUGGCCCUGCGGUGCAAGCUCCUAUACCAUGCCACCCACAGAAUCGAAGCGUGAGAAAGCCAGAGAGGUGGUUGACAUUCUCGAGGAAAUCUCAGUCUUGCUGAAUACUCAACUGGACAGGACACAAUUGUCUCUCUGCGUGUCUCUCAUCGAGAAUGGUGUCAAUCCCGAGGCUCUUGCAACCGCCAUCAAAGAACUGAGACGGGAAACUCAACACCUACAGCAGAGAUCUGGCGCGUCUGAAUAGGGUCGGAAGGACCGUGCCUCGCCAACGUCCUCGCUUUUCAAUGGGCAUGCAUAGCUACCCUUUAGCGAAGCGGUGAAAAAGUGCUUGGUAACAUCAUCACUACAGGAUUGUUAUGAUAGCGCAAACGCGUUUCCUACAGCCGUUGGACAUGUUCUGCAUGAGGGACAAGGCCAAAAGCCCACUGCUCAGGGUGUCACUGCAAAGAGACAGUCACAGAAUUCAGAGUAUGUAGCGAGUCUCGGAUAUGAUCCUCUAUGAAUGCUCCAACUGAUCUCGUUUGCUCUGUUGUUGUCGCCAGAAAAAGAGCCAUGCCUCAGUGUUUGUUGUUUGUGUUUCCUCUCAGAUCACAGCAGGCCCCAGUCCUCCCUCCAGUGGGUACCUAGGUAACAAUGUAGGCUAAUUUGCCUUAGUCAGCUAUUAGUUGCAGAACUCCUCCAACUCAAGCUGCAGGUUGUGCAGGAUGCGUUCAAGUUGGGUUCAGUAGUAGGAAAUGGAAUGACGUAGUAGACUAGGCAACAUUAUUAUGAAAGGGUCCUGGAACUUGGAAACCCUGAAAUGAACCUGAAAUACUACCAAGGUACGAUCCGAAAUGUGGCUGACACGCCAAUGGACAAGACCCACCGCCAGCGCCGUUAUAGAAUCCUUGGUUCAACAACGCGUCUACUGGCCCAGAAACGCUGGAGGCUGGCCUUCAAAAAGCGCCCAUGGCAGCGCUUACCACGGACGAAUUGCUCGUAAUUGCUCCGUUCAAAGUUGAUCCAAACCAUUGGUUGUGAAGGCUUACUACCAGCAAUACUCUAGCAGCAUACCUGCAAGAGGCAAGACACAGCUUCCAAGCCCUGUUCCCCUUGUCAAAGUGCCCAGUCAGGGACCGGAACUCAGAUGCCCGUCCUCAAGCGCAACCUUCCAACCGCCCCCAUUAUGACCAUAGAGACUCUACACCGGCGUAUUCUGUCCAUGUAGAUCAUCCAAGGUAGGUGGUAGCAGGGGAAUGUUGAUGCCUGUUUGUAUUAAUCUCCCCUUGACCGUCCACGCUGGCGACCGCGCUGCUUCUUCACAGCAAACAGCAAGUGGCAUUCUUGUUGGCAGUACCUUGAGCGAAGAUUUGGACCUUAUCAACGAAUUUAUACACUUGCUGCAAUUGAUACCUGCGAUAUCUGUCAUUUUUCAUCUGUGCGGGCAGUAUGCGGCUGUCAUCCAUCUUCACAUUGGCUUGUGCGCUCGCCGCAUUGGUACUCUCUCUUCUGUGUUUGUUCGCAGGUUCCGACAAAUCUUUCUUGCAAAGUACAGAUUUGUUGACGCUCAACAUAUCUCGAAUCGGUCACACGAGUGUUUUCAACACUUCCGAUGGCGACGGCGGUUUCUUCGACAACCUCGUCAAUGACGUCGAGGGGGACCUCAACAGCCUCAUAAGCGAUGUAGGCUCCGAUGUUGCUCAAGCGUUGAAUCUGCCCGAUUUCUUCAACGUCCAUGUGCUGGACUUCUGCCAAGGCUCUUAUGAGCCCAACGGCACGGUGCACCACGCUCGCAAGAACAUCACGGAAUGCUCGAAUCGAACGGCUCUGUUCCACUUCGAACCCACCAAGACCAUCCAAGAAAAGCUGCCCUCAGGCAUCACGCUACAGGAUAUACAUUGGUCACAAAAGAUUGAGGACGCCGAGCAUGCCCUGAAGAUAGCCAGCAUGGCAAUGGUGGUGCUUUAUAUCAUCGGCAUUGUCUUUGCGGGCGUUGCUGUUCUGACGGCGAUUUGGAGCAUUUUGGCUGCUAGACGAUUGCCGGCAAUGAUAAACUUCGUGAUUGAUAUGCUGGCGUUCCUCGCCAUUGGCAUAGCCUCUGCCCUAGCCACGGCGAUAAUCGUUGAAGCUGUCGAUAACAUCAACAAAUACGGCCGGGACAUUGGCAUAGCGGCAUACAAAGGUUCGCGGUUCCUGGGAAUGACUUGGGCAGCAGUGGCGGUUAUGUUACUCGCGGCCAUCUUUUCUGUCGCCCAAGUCUGCAGCGGUGGGAGCCGCAAGCGAGUCCGAUAAGUUCCAGGGAUAGCCUGUUUUGGUGGAUAGGAUUGCGCACCUGGGGUCUCCGUUGUCCUUGACAAGGUACCUGUGCGCCUCAAAGGGGCAUGACGAGACUGACUUUCCACCCCAGGCCUGCCUAACUUUGUAGCCUAUUGAAUCUAGAUAGCCCUUACCAUAAUCAAGCUUCCAAAACCG
Exophiala dermatitidis NIH/UT8656 is the source of this 2847-nucleotide messenger RNA. RefSeq lists its product as uncharacterized. Gene Ontology annotation, biological process: fungal-type cell wall organization. Gene Ontology annotation, cellular component: plasma membrane; cell cortex of cell tip. Bases 1825 to 2667 code for a protein of 280 amino acids. The record is from RefSeq and is a predicted model, not a curated record. The transcript is spliced from 5 exons. Lineage: Eukaryota; Fungi; Ascomycota; Eurotiomycetes; Chaetothyriales; Herpotrichiellaceae.